Messenger RNA from Bolinopsis microptera, 969 nucleotides. RefSeq names its product THO complex subunit 2-like. Gene Ontology annotation, biological process: mRNA export from nucleus; mRNA processing. Gene Ontology annotation, cellular component: THO complex part of transcription export complex. The record is from RefSeq and is a predicted model, not a curated record. NCBI's taxonomy places the organism in Eukaryota, Metazoa, Ctenophora, Tentaculata, Lobata, Bolinopsidae. Bases 19 to 969 code for a protein of 316 amino acids. The transcript has 8 exons. Gene Ontology annotation, molecular function: mRNA binding.
UUUAUUGAUCUCGGGAGGAUGGAUACGAAGAAGUUGUAUCGAAUGUUCCAUGAUUGUUACGAGGAGAAGAUAAAGGUGGACGAAGUGAUCACUUUCGUCCGGAGUAACGCAACUAAUGUUGAGCAACAGACCGACCUUGUUGACAUGUUUGCCGUGCUGGACAUAGAAUCCGCCACCAAGGAGGACGUUAAGGAUCGCGAGAUAUUUAUCAAGGUGUUGGAGUCCGUUACAAAACACAUCAAACACGACAUCCUUAAAGAGCGGCUGGAAUAUGACACUCUGGAGCGGGUAAAGCUUAUCAGCAACAGCAAACAGUUCAACACAAAGUACGUGAGAACUAGAACGAAGUUGUUCUACAAGCAGCAGAAGUUUAACUUGUUACGAGAGGAGAAUGAGGGGUAUAACAAGUUGAUCAUGGAGCUGGCUAACCCUCCCUCAGAUGCACAGACAAUGAUAGAUCACCUUCUCAAGCUUAUUGGCAGGUUUGAUCUGGAUCCUAACAGAGUGUUAGACUUGGUACUAGAAACCUGGCAGAACUACUUGGAUAAGAGCGAGUUCUUCUUGCAGCUCGUCAAACUCUUCCCCAAACAGGACGACGCUCUUUGUAGAAUGCUUGGUUACAGCUUCGCUUUCUACGAGAACGAGCCGGACGGCACACCAGAGUCCCUGUUCAAAGUGGGCGCGCUGCUCAUAAAGCGCGGAAUCAUUGAUCUGCACGUGCUGUACUCACACCUGGGACCGAGUUACGACCAGAUGAAAACAGAGUACAACAAGCGGCUUAGUGACGCUAGAGAGAAGGCGAAAUCCUUGGUGACAGUGUCGUUGAACAAAGACGACGCAGAGGAGAACAGUGACUCCAAGUCGUCGAGCAGCAAGAAGGCAGGUGUAGCAGAGGUAGUUACACUGUGUAUCAUGAAUGGAGCUAGGAUCCAGUCACCAACACCCCUCUCUGAUUCAGAGACAAAUUGA